This is a messenger RNA of Balearica regulorum gibbericeps (East African grey crowned-crane), 929 nucleotides long. NCBI's taxonomy places the organism in Eukaryota, Metazoa, Chordata, Aves, Gruiformes, Gruidae. The record is from RefSeq and is a predicted model, not a curated record.
GGCAAGGAGGUCACGCGUACCUGCAAGAAUGGCUUUGGUGGGCAGGGCUGCUGUGCAUGGGAGUUGGAGAAGCAGCAAAUUUUGCUGCCUAUGCCUUUGCCCCUGCAACGCUGGUAACUCCACUAGGUGCCCUAAGUGUCCUUGUUAGUGCAGUUCUGUCUUCCACCUUCCUGAACGAGCAGCUGAAUGUUCAUGGGAAGAUUGGCUGCAUCCUGAGUAUCCUGGGCUCCACAGUGAUGGUGAUCCAUGCUCCACAGGAAGAAGAGGUUUCCAGCCUGGAGUCAAUGGCAGAGAAGCUGAAAGAUCCAGGAUUCAUCGUAUUUGCUGUGUGUGUCCUGGUGACCUCCCUUCUGCUUAUCUUUGUGGCUGGACCCCGUUACGGACAGAACAACGUCCUGGUUUAUGUUUUGGUCUGCUCCACCAUUGGCUCACUUUCUGUGUCCUGCGUCAAAGGCUUGGGGAUUGCACUGAAAGAACUGUUUUCCGGCAAGCCAGUCCUGAAAGAACCAUUGGGCUGGGUGCUCCUGGUAUGCCUGGUGAUCUGCAUCAGCGCCCAGAUCAACUAUCUGAACAAAGCCUUGGACAUCUUCAACACAUCUGUGGUCACACCCAUUUACUACGUGCUGUUCACCACAGCAGUCAUGAUGUGCUCUGCCAUCCUCUUCAAGGAGUGGCAACACAUGGUGCUAGACAAUGUCAUUGGCACCAUCAGCGGCUUCCUCACCAUUGUGUCUGGCAUCUUCCUCCUGCACGCCUUCAGAGACAUGCCCUUCACCCCUGACCUCCUGCCCCUUUUCCUGCAGCAAGGCAGGGCAGACCAUGCCUCGUGGAGGAGUGCAGACAGACAUCAGUCAUGUCAGCACCAGCCUCUUCUGCCCUCAGAGGACAAAGGCACUCAGAGUACGGAGGAAGAAGGUGAAAGCAUGUGA